Messenger RNA from Paramecium tetraurelia, 417 nucleotides. RefSeq lists its product as uncharacterized. The record is from RefSeq and is a predicted model, not a curated record. Lineage: Eukaryota; Ciliophora; Oligohymenophorea; Peniculida; Parameciidae. The transcript is spliced from 3 exons.
AUGGGAUGCGUAAAAUCAAAUGGAAAUAAAAAAUUAGAGGACAUGAAAUAAGGCUUUGUUAUUCGGAUUCUGCAUCCCGAAAACAGAACUGAGAAACAGUUUAAAUACUUUGAUGAGAAAUAGAAGAGUGAUCUUAUUAUGAAUGUGAUGAAUGGAAUAUGUUUUAGUGAGAAAGUUUCUGAUAAGUGCGAUGGUAAUUUUAUUUCAGUUUAUGAUCCUUCUGAUGAUCGGUUUCACUAUUACAUAUAAAAAUUAGAUGGAAUUGAAAUAGACAACUCUAAUGAACCACUGAAAGGGAGAAUUUGGGUGCCAUAUAUAAAUGAAAAAAGGUCGGAUUGGGAUAUAUUGGUAGAAAAUAACACUAGAAUAUCAAUAACUGAUCAUUUAGUAUGGAAAUUGGAAGCUGUGAAAAAGUGA